Messenger RNA from Maylandia zebra (zebra mbuna), 1363 nucleotides. RefSeq names its product NADH:ubiquinone oxidoreductase complex assembly factor 5 (gene ndufaf5). Gene Ontology annotation, biological process: mitochondrial respiratory chain complex I assembly. Lineage: Eukaryota; Metazoa; Chordata; Actinopteri; Cichliformes; Cichlidae. The record is from RefSeq and is a predicted model, not a curated record. Gene Ontology annotation, molecular function: S-adenosylmethionine-dependent methyltransferase activity. Gene Ontology annotation, cellular component: mitochondrion.
UCAGGCUGUGAUCCGUUUCCGGGGUUUCCGGUGAGCUCAGCUGAGGCCGGUCCGGGUUUUGGGUCUCUCCCCUCGGAGGUGACCCGGUGUGGAGGCUCGGAAGUCUCCGUGUUGGUGUCUGUGAGUUUGUUCCGCGGGAUGAGCGGCAGGCUGUGUCGGAGGCUCCUGCGGCUCGGCCUCCCUGCGAGCUCCGCGGGCGGCUGGAGCCGGCUCUCCGGGGCCGGUCUCAACGGGACCGGGCCACCGGGGGCCGGGCGCUCCGGGCUGUCGGGCGGAGGCCGCAUGAACGUGUUCAGCAGGGAGAUGAAGCAGAGGCAGAAGGACUGGGCCGCCCAGCUGCAGGACAGCCAGCAGUACGACUACCUGAGGCAGGAGGUCGGGAGUCGAGUGGCCGAUCGGGUUUACGACAUCGCACGGACGUUUCCUCUGGCGCUGGACAUCGGCGGAGGAAGAAGUCACAUCGCAGAGCAUUUAAGCAAAGAGGUGGUGGAGCGUUUCUGCCUGACAGACGUUUCCCAGCAGUCUCUGAGACGGAGGAGGCCGAGCGAGAUCCCGACUCACUGCGUCCUGGCUGACGAGGAGUUUCUGCCGUUCAAAGAAAACACCUUCGACCUGGUAGUGAGCAGCUUGGCUCUGCACUGGAUCAACGACCUGCCCGGAGCUCUCAGACAGAUUCACCAGGUGCUGAAGCCGGACGGGGUGUUCAUCGGAGCGAUGGUGGGCGGCGAGACGCUCUACGAGCUGCGCUGUUCCCUGCAGCUGGCCGAGACGGAGCGGGAGGGCGGGUUCUCGCCCCACAUCUCCCCCUACACCGCCGUCACCGACCUGGGAAACCUGCUGGGCCAAGCUGGCUUCAACAUGCUCACUGUGGACAUCGAUGACAUUCAGGUUCAUUAUCCAGGAAUCAUGGAAGUCAUGACGGAUUUACAAGGUAUGGGUGAGAGCAACUGUGCGUGGAACAGGAAGUCGCUGCUGCACAGAGACACCAUCUUAGCAGCAGCAGCGAUUUACAAAGAGAUGUACGGCAGUGAGGACGGCUCCAUCCCCGCCACCUUUGAGAUCCUCUACAUGAUUGGCUGGAAGCCUCACGAGUCUCAGGCCAAACCGGCGAAGCGAGGCUCGGCCACCGCGUCGUUUGGAGAUUUAUCAAAGACCGGCUGACCGAGCGGCACGGACCAACCGUAGAGCCUCGGAGCCGACUGUAGACGCCAUAUUUAAUGAAAAUAAAAUGUUUUAGAGGCAAGAAACGUGAACUCUGAUGUACAGAAGACAAAUAUGAUGUUGAAAGAGUUUGUCUUUGACAGGAAGUUGUCUUUUAGAAAUCUAAAAAUAAAAGCUGACACAUCUGUUCACGUGGCUGAAA